UAUAAAGGACAUUAUGAAUGGCGGGAUCGUAAUGUGUACGUCAGAUCCGCUGUAUCCGGCGAGACAUUCUGGCGACCGCGAGCCACUCAGAGUGUUUUCGUAAUUCAGAGAGAGCGGACGCCCGGUCGAUAACGGCUGCGUUUUGUUGUCUCGCGAUGAACGAAGUGCUUAUACGUGGAUUCAGUGUUUGUGUGUGAUGAUGUGUUGUUCUGGUAUCGGUUAAGAUGCGUGAGGGUGUAACGUUCGCGGUGCUGACUUUUCUGACGGCCGCGGGCGCCUGCCCUGGCCCAUUGCCCCAGGGUUGCGCCUGCACAGAUGGUGGCACUCGGCUGACCUGCCGCUCGGCUGGGCUGCAGCAUCUACCACCUAUGAAUGAUCGGUUGAUCUCUGUAGAUGUCUCCCAUAACAAUAUCAGCGUGUUACCUUCAGAUGCCCUGCUCCUAGCCACUGGACUAAGAGAUUUGAAUCUAUCAGCAAAUCGGCUUGAGAGGGUCGCUGAAGGUGCACUGAAUAGCCCAUCACUGGCAAGGCUGUGGUUGGACCGCUGUUUGCUGGUGGAGCUACCCACGGCGAGACUUCCUCGACUGCACUAUCUGUCAGCAGAAGAUAAUUUAAUAUCAGAAAUAAAGGCUGAUGUGUUCUCCGAGAUACGGUUCCUUCGUGUUCUGCGCCUGUCUCGCAAUCGACUGACUUCUGUUCCUGAUGCAUUGACAUACACCACGCGGCUCCAGGCAUUGAAUCUCGCUGGCAACUUGAUCACGGAACUCGCAGAGUCAUCGCUGCCGUCAUUGCCAGUUCUUCACACAUUAAUAUUAAAACGCAACCGAAUCUCACACAUUGGCCCCAACUCGUUCGUCCAAACACCAGCUCUACGAGUACUACGGCUUGAAGAUAACUUGCUGACGGAGUUGCCGCCUGCUAUCUACCUACUACCAAUGUUGGAAGAUUUGUCACUAGCAAACAACAGAAUAGAGCAGGUCGCUGUGGGAUUGCAGACGUGUGCGCGGUUGACCCGUUUGGAGCUUCGAGGGAAUCCCCUGUCUCGGCUUCACCCACAGGCGGUUGAACACCUGCCCAGGCUAACAACACUUAUCCUAUCAGAAGCCCGUGGUCUACCUGGUGUUCCAUCGCUGAACGAUACUACACGUCUCCGUACGCUCCGAGUGGACCGUGCAAGACUCACCAAGCUGCCAAGCCAUUUAUGCACCCAUGCACCUCAACUACGGGCAUUAGAUAUAAGAUCAAACCAGCUGGACGAAGUGCCUGAUCUUCACGAAUGUUCUGAACUUCGGGUCCUGGAUAUGUCAGAUAACAAAAUAACGACAAUUGGGAAUGGCGCGUUGCGUGGUCUGCGACGCCUUCACGACCUGAUGCUGGCCAGGAACCGCAUCAAGAAGAUACCAUCUGAUGCGUUCUUGCAAACCAGCCGGCUUCAGUUACUAGACCUGGAAGACAAUCAAAUCGAACACAUAGAUCUGGAGGCAUUCGUCCCCAUCACUAAAUUGGAAGACUUGAAUGUAGGCAACAACGUGUUCCCCAGCCUACCAGCCAGUGGUCUGCAGAAACUACUUCACUUGAAGGCCCACAAUAAUCCAAAUUUACGCCGCUUCCACCCUCCAGAACUCUUCCCCAGGAUACAAACCCUGGUCCUCUCCUACGCUUACCACUGCUGCGAGUUCCUUCCUCUUAUGGAGGAGACGGGAAGUGGCGAGGAAUGGGAGAGAGAAGGAUUUAGUGACCUGGUGCUUCUUCCUCCAGCGCACGUGGACUUAGCUGCCUGGGCGAAUGCCACUGACAUAUGGCCGCAUUAUUUAAAUGCAACAGGCGAGAGUGGUUCUCGUCUACCGGCAGCUGGAACCUGGAGCGGCGUUGAGGUUCGUUCAGCUGGAAGACAAGUUCGCUGCUUACCACUACCAGGACCAUUUCUACCUUGCGUGGACUUAUUUGACUGGUGGACACUUCGGUGUGGUGUAUGGGCUGUGUUCCUCCUCGCGUUAUUGGGAAACGGUACCGUGGUCUUCGUGUUGGUGUUUAGCAGAAGCCGUAUAGACGUGCCAAGGUUCUUGGUGACGAAUCUGGCUGCCGCUGACUUCUUUAUGGGAAUCUAUUUGGGUUUCCUAGCUGUGGUAGACGCUGGUACUUUGGGAGAAUUCCGAGCCCACGCUAUCGCCUGGCAAAUGUCUGGUGGAUGUCGGCUCGCUGGAUUUUUAGGAGUGCUCUCUUCUGAACUCUCCGUUUACACCCUCGCUGUUAUUACCCUCGAGAGAAACUACGCGAUCACCCACGCUAUGCAUUUGAACAAGCGCUUAUCACUCAGACACGCUGCUGUUGUGAUGGCGGCUGGGUGGGCUUUUUCACUGACAGCUGCUUCCUUACCACUGUUAGGCGUGUCGGACUAUAGAAAAUUCGCUGUCUGCCUCCCUUUUGAGACCAGUACACCCGUCUCCCUCAGCUACGUGGUCGCUCUAUUGGUUAUCAACGGAAUCGCAUUCCUUGUCCUGCUAGGAUGCUACCUCAAAAUGUACUGCGCGAUCCGAGGAUCGCAGGCUUGGAACUCCAAUGACUCUCGGAUCGCAAAGCGCAUGGCUCUUCUAGUUUUUACGGAUUUUUUGUGCUGGUCCCCUAUAGCUUUCUUCGCUUUGACUGCGGCUUUUGGAGCGCAAUUAGUAUCAUUGGAGGAAGCCAAGGUCUUCACUGUAUUUGUUCUGCCAUUAAAUUCUUGCUGCAAUCCGUUUCUGUAUGCGAUUCUGACGAAGCAGUUUAAGAAGGACUGCGCUCUGGUGUGUAAAGCGAUUGAAGAGUCGCGCGUUACCCGAGGUAUAGGAAGGUGUAGGCAUUCGUCUAACUUCAGUAAUAGACAGACGCCGGCUAACACGAACAGUUUGGCGGAAAGAUCGUCUAGGGGACAGCACGGGACGACGUGCGCUUGCCGAAGACUGUUGCCAACUAGUGCUCCUGUAGUCAGUGAAACUAACACAAAUACUGCUUCUGGAGAAGCGAACGGCGAGAGGCUCCUACGUUGGCUUCGAGCAUGCGGACGUCGAUCCACCGCCCCCGCGCCUCCUACUCCACGCCAAGUCCCGACAGCUCCAGCUCGUACUGGUUCAGUGUCUUCUUCAGUAGAAUUCUCUUCGUCCCGUUCAGACUCUUGGCGGACGUAUGGCCGUCCCCCUCCCCCACCACGGAGAGCCGCAUCCUGGCUCGUAGCCAGAAAAACAUCGCAGGACUCGAACCUGUCCUCUUCUCGUAAUGAUUCAUCUGGGUCAAACGCGACGGCAUCCACGGGAACUUGGAGGACAUCCAGGUCUGGCGGUAGCGCAACGACUACUGGUUCCAGACCUCGACUAACACGACAGCCAGCGAUUGUAGCAGAUGAGCCCCCAGCUUCACCUGUCGCUUUGCCACCACCACGACUUCUGCACACUAUACCAUCAGCGGCUGAAACGGAGAUUCAGCCAGAGGAGUGUGACUUAAAAUAAAAUAGCAAAACGUGUACACAAAUUAGGAUUUGUGACCAUUGUGAACAAAAUGUGACCAUAGACAAUUAGAAAAUUACUGAAAAACCAACAUGACAUAACAAACAACACGAAAUACACUUUAAAAAUAAUAAAAACUUUCUGUGGGAGCCUCCAUUUUAUAAUUGUACAUAAAUUUAGUGUUUAAUGAGUUGUUUUGUUAUAUAUAUUUAUGGACAACAAAAUAUAAUAUGUAGUUACCAAAAAUUAAGUCGACGUGCGGUUUUU
This is a messenger RNA of Pieris brassicae (large cabbage white), 3743 nucleotides long. It is a transcript of the gene rk, whose product is annotated as lutropin-choriogonadotropic hormone receptor. NCBI's taxonomy places the organism in Eukaryota, Metazoa, Arthropoda, Insecta, Lepidoptera, Pieridae. Bases 225 to 3479 code for a protein of 1084 amino acids. The record is from RefSeq and is a predicted model, not a curated record. Gene Ontology annotation, biological process: G protein-coupled receptor signaling pathway. Gene Ontology annotation, molecular function: protein binding; protein-hormone receptor activity; G protein-coupled receptor activity. Gene Ontology annotation, cellular component: membrane. The transcript has 17 exons.